CAAGCUGUGCAUCUUUUGGACAACGCACAACAGCCUCUCGACUUGCAUUGUCUUGGUCAGCAUCCGUCUCAGCAAGUCUCGCAGGCACCAAGCUGGACUCAAAUCGGCACUGUUAUUGCAGACUUGCUUCCUCUUGUGCGGCUCAUUGCCGUCGCCGUCAAUUUGGCUCUAAGUCCGCAUAUCGUAAUUCUUUGAUCUUCAAGAUCUUGUGAUUUCCGCCGUCACGCCCAGUCUUGGCUCAGUCGUGCACUGAGACUCCAGCCAUGAGGGGAGAUACUCUUGCCCAGCGACACCCUCCCACUCCACCAACACUUGUGGGAGAUUUCCAAUCGGGUCUUCACCGGGUUGCGCAAUACAACGCAGAUCGCGGGUACCCCUACGAUGAGGCGAGCUAUGGCGUUCCCGGGGUGGUCGGUCACGAAGGGAUCCCUUCGUGUACGUCACAUGUCGGCAGCCACGCCGGAGAAGGAGUCGGUUUAGGGAUCCAUUAUGACGGUUAUGGUGCUCCGGAGUACUACGACAAUAGCCAAGUUAAUGGUCGUCCGGGCAGCCAAGGUGUCUUCUCGCCGCCGACACCGAGGUCGACAAACGAUGACGACUACGCGGCACGAUCCUCUCGCAGUGUACGGUCGAAGGCAACUGCAAGUCCCCCUCGGAGGCAUGACAGCCCUCAACCGAAGCCAACACCGAAAGCCAGGAAGGCAAAGGCAGCCAAAGGCGAGAAAGCAAAGACGCCCAAGCUGACCGCGCCCUUGAGCAUAUUGACGGAGAACCAGCACCACAUUCCUGUUAAGGACAUGGAGGCGUGGGUCAACCGAUCAGCAGAUGUCAGGCGCAAAGAAGCUGAGAAGAGAAAUGGAUACAUCACCCGGCCGAUGAACUCAUUCAUGCUGUACCGAUCAGCGUACGCAGAGCGAGCCAAAGCGUGGUGCUUGCAGAACAAUCAUCAAGUCGUGUCGUCGGUCGCAGGAGAGAGCUGGCCUUUGGAGCCACCAGAGGUUCGCGACCGUUUCAAUGAGUAUGCAAAGAUCGAACGGAUCAACCAUCAGAACGCGCAUCCAACAUACAAGUUCUCCCCCAGCAAGGCGGCCGCACCUCCACGAAAGCGCAAAGACGAGUGGUCGGACGAGGAGCCAAGUGAUCUCGAGGAUGCUGAAUGGGCUCCUGAAGGCAGACGAUCCAGGCAAGCAAAGCGGUUCCAGCGAUCAAUCAGCUACCCACCCAACCUUGGACCCCCAGAGUACAUCGGGCGGUCGUUCGGGCCCAACGCCAACGGUAUGAUGAGAUCUUCCUGGGAAAUGACAAACGAAGGACGACCGAUGCCCAUGCCGAUACACCACGACAUGUACAACCAGUACUACCAGACUGCUGUGUACCACAACGUGCACAUGGGUGCACACUACAGCGAAGACCUCCGCAUGCGUAGAGUCGGUAUGCCAGCUGCGGCACCAGAACCAGCUCUGCAGUUCUCGUCGAAUCAGCUGCUAGGUCUGCCUGGUGGUGAUGCGAGCGAUCUGAUGAACCAGCUACAGCCUCAAGUCGCAACGCCGUUUGACGAAGCCCAGGUUGACCCAUUGCUGCUGGCGUACGACGGUAGCCACCGCUCUGAGGUAGAGCCUGCUGUUCUCCAGCAAAACUAUCGCAAUGGCUACUCGAACGUGAUCGAUGAGAACUACGACCAGAAGGAGAUCAACAGGCUGCUGGAGAUUGAACACGCUCACGAUAGCUACAACUCCUCGUGGCAGUCCGAUCCAACCAUGUCUUCGCUUGACCAGGAGUCCGAGUUCGAUAAGUGGGUGGGAGAGCAUUAAUUGACCGGAUGAGAGAUGAUGUUCUCAGAUAGAUAUGAUCGCAUACGCAUGAUUGUGGCUUGCAUGACGGAUACCCAUUGUUGGUUCUCGGUUCAGCACGGCG
Molecule: messenger RNA, 1914 nt
Organism: Macroventuria anomochaeta
Lineage: Eukaryota; Fungi; Ascomycota; Dothideomycetes; Pleosporales; Didymellaceae
Exons: 3
Coding region: 264-1811 (515 amino acids)
Biological process (GO): regulation of transcription by RNA polymerase II
Cellular component (GO): nucleus
Molecular function (GO): DNA-binding transcription factor activity, RNA polymerase II-specific; RNA polymerase II cis-regulatory region sequence-specific DNA binding
Source: RefSeq, a predicted model, not a curated record